Messenger RNA from Macrosiphum euphorbiae (potato aphid), 1131 nucleotides. The record is from the annotation of a GenBank genome assembly. Lineage: Eukaryota; Metazoa; Arthropoda; Insecta; Hemiptera; Aphididae.
AUGUGUCUCGAUUGUCUAGUGCACAAGCGACCGUCGGGCAAGAGGCCGGACUUACUGCACCCAAUUCCGCCGGGAAAACGACCGUUCCAGGUCAUACACAUCGAUCAUCUGGGGCCGUUUGAGACGUCGACAUCGAACAACAAAUAUCUGUUAGUUAUUGCCGAUAACCUCACGAAAUACGUACAACUGUUUCCGUGCGCAACGACCGACGCCGCCGGCGUAAUACGCAUACUUAAAAAGUUUUGUGACGAUCGAGGUAUACCGGACCGGAUAAUCUCCGACAGGGGGACGUGCUUCACAUCGCGGGCGUUCAACCGAUUCUGCCUCGACCGCGAGAUCGCCCACACGCUCAACUCUACGCGACACCCACAAGCCAACGGGCAGGUCGAGAGGGCUAACCGGACAAUAAUUUCGCUCCUCAGUAUGUCGACCUCGGACCAACGCCGAUGGGACGUGAAAGUGAAGGAAGUCGAGCGCCAGAUGAACACCGCAGUGAACAAAAUAACGACCAGAACGCCGUACGAAGCCCUCCAUGGGUAUCUGCCGCGUUUCCAGCCGGGUGCCUUGCCCACGCUGAGUCGUACUCGGAACGAAAGUAACUCGCCCGAGGAAGUGCAAGCGGAGGUGCGCGAGAAUAUAGUACGCGAACAAAAGAAGAUGAAGAAUCGAUACGACCGAAAACAUUUCGACGGCAUUCGAUACGAAGUCGGGGAGGUCGUAGUCAUGCUGAGACAGCCCACGGCGGGCCAACCGUCAAAACUGCAAGCUAAAUACCGUGAGAAGCCGCUGCAAGUGAUGAAGGUACUUCCGAGCGACACAUAUCGCAUCGCCGAGCUCGGGUCCGACGGACACGAGAUUUACGCCACCACCGCUCAUGUCUCGCAGUUGAAGUCGUGGCGUAUUUUACGUGAAUCCGACGACGAGGUGAACGACCGAGAUGAAUCCGACGACGAGGUGAACGACCGAGAUGAAUCCGACGACGAGGCGAACGACCGGGAUGAAUCCGACGACGAGGCGAACGACCGAGAUGAAUCCAACGACGAGGUCCAGCCUCAUGCCCAACUUCGUCAGUCCGCAAGGAAGCGCAAGUUACCCGCGUGGCUCGAAAGCUUCGAGCUCGGCCGGCUCUAA